This is a messenger RNA of Cyclocybe aegerita, 2850 nucleotides long. NCBI's taxonomy places the organism in Eukaryota, Fungi, Basidiomycota, Agaricomycetes, Agaricales, Hemipholiotaceae. The record is from the annotation of a GenBank genome assembly.
AUGGACAUGCGCAAUACAAAGACGUUUAAAUUCACCGGAAGGACAAGCGAACGCAACUUUUUCUUGUCUCUCACCACCCCAGCUACGAGCAUGGUUGUUCUCGCCGUGCAGACCGCGAUUUCGCCGGUACAGUCGUUCAAGAGGCUCUUGAAGUCGCCCACGUCGCUGCCGAUGAGAAGGGCAAGCCCAGCGACGCAGGAGCUGCCACGAUUACCCGCCAACAUUCUCUACGAGAUAGCACGCCAUUUGGACUUGCGGGAUGUCCUCCAACUUGGUCUCUGCUCACACCGGACACAGACUCUCGUCUCGCCACUACUCUACCAUACUAUCGACCUCAAAUCGACGAACCAAUGCAAGAUCACCUUGCUCGCCCUGUCCAAACGCCCCGCGACCGAACGUUCAGUCCAUGUUAAACGACUUGUCGUGAGGCCAAACAACCCAGAGUGGUCUGGGGACCCGAGCGGUGACACCGACUCUGCGACGAUGCAGUUCGAAGAGGAGAGAAUUGCGAAGCUCGUAGGCGUGCUGGGACGGAAAGGACAUCUGGUAUCGCUGGAUACGUUCGAGUGGGAUGGACUAGAGAUGCCAGGGCCGGAUAUGUGGGAUGCCCUUCGGAUUUCGUGUCGAAAUCUCAAGCGAAUAAGCACAAGCAUUGGCGAGGAGCCCCUGGAUGCCUCGAGUCCACUCUGGGACUUCAACGAUCUACGGCACGUAGGUAUACACGUAAAAUGCCAUUCGUUAGAUUGGCUCGCAGAUGGGAUUCCGCAACACAAAACCUCGAAGCUGCCACGAAAAUUCUGGGCGAUGCUGCUCGAGCGCAGCCCACGCCUCGAAUCACUGACGCUCGGUGGUCCUGCGCCUGCACCCCGGAUACUUGACGUACGGCAUUUCACCGCUGGACGGUGGCCACGCCUGCGCGAGCUUGUGUUGGGGGACGUCGCUGUGAUGGGCCCCAGCUCCUCCUCUGGUGUGGGCUCGGACAGCGGCCGGCGCAGCAGACCGGGAAGUCGAGGUAGCAUGGAAGGCGGGCCCAGCGCUGCAGCUGCGUCUAUCACCAGCACGAGCUUUCGCGAAAGCAACAGCGAGCUGCAGAGCCUGAGAGACCAGGCGUCGUUCAUGGCGUUCUUCAUGGCCCACCCAACCUUGCAGACAAUCAAGCUCCUGCACGCGCCAAGCAGCACGGUCUUUCCGAGCGGGUGGGCGUUCCCGGUCCUGGGUCCGGUGCCUCCGCCGACGUCGUUUCCCGGUAGUGCGGGUACGCCAUCGUAUCCGCCGUCGUCAUUCCCUCUGCACCCGCGGCACCUGUCCCACCCGCCUGUAGCUCCGUCCAUGCACCAUACGCCGCCCGCACAGCAGCCGUACCUCCACCCCCUCCCGCACCUUCGCUCGUUCACCGCCCCUUUAAAAUGGGUGCGAACUCUACUGCCACCGACGCGGCGUGGUAUCAAGCGGCUUACAAUCACGGGACUGGGCAUGGGCAUGGGCACUGGCGGCGCGUCAGUCGUGCGGAAUGCCGUCGCGUUGCUGCGUGAGAUGAGCUUUGGCUCUGGCCUUGGUGGUGUGGAUGUCGAAGAAGGGGGUUUGGAGGCGCUGGGCCUAUGGGGUGAUCUCAGUGCAGCGGGGCUCGGAGGACUGGUGGGUGGGUUGAACGGAGGAGGGAGGGGAAGGAGGAUGAGUGUCGGUGGCGGAACUGGUGGAAGAGGGGCAGAGGAGACAGACGAGGGCCUGAGUGUGGUCGCAGCGCUCAUGAGGGCCGUGCCCGGCGUGAGGGAAGUUGACGUGGUCUGUUUUACGCGGGUUGGGUUUGGGGUGAGAGAUUUUGUCCCGAUUAUUCAAGAUCUCCCCCUCUUGCACUCCUUCUCUCUCACCAAAGUCCAUAGGUCAGGCGAUGAGGACCUCCUCCGCGCCGCUACGCGCAUCGUCCAGGCGCACCGUGCGGCGAACGGCACAGGUACUCUAAAACGCGUGUACUUUCGAGAGACAUACGGCGCAUGGUUCUCUGCGACUGGAGGUCGGGUUAAAACAAGAGGCGUGUAUGAGCUUGUUGCUCAGCCCCAAUCCCACUUGCAGCAAUAUGAGGACCGCUGUCAGCAGCAGCCGGUGUUGGUUGUGAAUGAAUGGGGUGUGAGGAGCAGGGGGCUGGCCGUGGCUGUUGCGGUCGGCGCAAAGGAGUACCGGAGGUGCUAUAUCCGUUCGUUACCCGCCAUUCCCGCCUCUGAAGGACAAGAAGGUGCCAAGUUGCAUAGGAGGCGCGCGUCCGAGGCCUCUUCUUCUGGGACAAGGACGGGGAUGAGGGGUCUGUCGUUGACGAGGGUCAUGUCCCCGCGGUCGAGCAUCUCGUCGGGGUCGGGCUCCGUCGCGGGCUCAGCGCCUUUCGGCGGGGUCUUGCAGAGGAGUCCGUCCAGCGUCAACUUCAGCUCGCAUACCCACAGUCAGAACCACAACCACGGCAACAGCAACAGCAACAGCAAACCCAUUUUGGGCAGGAGUGGGUCGGACGCGAGCACGAGCGAGAGCGGGGCUGCUGGCUCCAGUUCUAUGUCGGCUUCAACACCACCGUCGGCGGCUGGGUCGGGGUCGAGCGUCGCGAGGCAUGGCUCAGGCUAUUCGAAUUCGACCUCGGGUUCGGGGCGGGAGAGCGUUGACGUUCACCAGAGGCCUGCGUCGAGGAACGGGCACCGGCACAGCUCGAGUGCGAGUAGUGUGGGCAAGGGGAUGAGGGCGUUCCUUUCGAGAAGGACGAGUUGGAUGAGGCCGGGCGGGCUGAGCGACGUACACGUCGGCGGGAACGAGAAGGCAGUGGAGAGGGGCAGGGCGGAAGAGGUAGAUGAUGGGUUCGUCCUUGUCUGA